Messenger RNA from Fusarium graminearum PH-1, 1509 nucleotides. RefSeq lists its product as uncharacterized. The record is from RefSeq and is a predicted model, not a curated record. The transcript has a single exon. Gene Ontology annotation, molecular function: oxidoreductase activity, acting on paired donors, with incorporation or reduction of molecular oxygen; heme binding; monooxygenase activity. Bases 1 to 1509 code for a protein of 502 amino acids. NCBI's taxonomy places the organism in Eukaryota, Fungi, Ascomycota, Sordariomycetes, Hypocreales, Nectriaceae.
AUGUCCUCAGCGGAGAUGGCAUCAGCCGACGAGUCUUGUAAUACUUAUUCCCCUGCCCUUCGUUUAUACGUGCUAAUCAAGACGAAUAGCUCAGCUAUAAGCCGCUAUGGAGGCUCACUCUUUGGCAUUACUUCAGGACAUCAGAUUGUGGCCGAUCUUCCAGGCAUAGAGCGUCUCCUGACACAGUCUCACCAUAUUUUCGACUCCACGCCGGCCCAGUAUUCGCUCUGUACUCUUGUUUUUGGCAGCACCAAUUCCCCUCAGUUGAGGGACAAGCUACAUACGUCUUUGAAGGAUCUUGUCCCUCCUCUGGAAAGAACUUUUCUCAACGAUGCUGCUUCUACUGCUGCUGUCGAGAGAUCUCGUGUUGCUGAGCGUGGUGCAUCACUCGUUACCUUUUCUUCUGACCCACAACAUAUGGAACGCUGGGAAUUAUCUGCAGGUAUCAAGGUUCUGCAGUCGGAACAACCGGGAAUUCCAGGAAAGGUUGAAGCAAACUUGCAAAGCUUGACCCGUGACUUUGGAGCUUGCAUGUCCAUCCCUCUGAUCUACGGCCAAGAUCUCCUCGAUCGCCACCCUCAGCUUCUCGAUGACUUUUGGGUUUUUGAUAAUGAGCUGUUUCCUCUCCUGAUGGUUGGCAUUCCCACAUGGGCUCCUUUCAAAAUGAUGCAAGAUGGACUCAAAGCCAGAACCAGAAUUAUCGACAGUCUGGAAGGUGUUUACAAACGAGUCGAGCAGGAGCGACGAGGAGAAUCGAUUGAUUUUGGCGCCGAUAUCUCAGAUGUCAGCACAAUGCUACGCGAACGAAACAAGGUCUUUAACCGAGAUGGCUGGACCCUCAAGGAGCGUGCUGCAGCCGAUCUUGGUACUUUCUGGGGUCUGAAUGCCAAUGCUCAGCCCGUCUUGUUCUGGUUCUUACUUUACGUUUAUUCUACCCCUGGGUUGCUUGAGCGAAUUAGGCAAGAGAUUUCGCCUUACGUCACUCUGGUGGGAGGAGGACGACCAGAGAUUGCUUCCAUGGACUUCCAGAGCUUGUUCAGAAACUGUCCACUCUUCAAAGCUUGUAUUUUCGAGACGUAUCGCCUGGUCAACGAACCAACAUCAAUCCGUCACGUGUCUCAAUCAGUCAGUAUUAACGAUGGCGACCUCCUGCAUAACCUGAGCGAGGGCACAUACAUCUCUGUGCCUCUGGCUCUCAGGAACAAGGACCCUCAUCUGUACCAAGAUCCAGACUCUUUUGUCCCUGAUCGUUUCCUCGACACGGAUCCCCAGACAGGAAAGUCGACAGCCCGCUAUGGAAAGUUGAAGCCGUGGGGUGUCGGGGCAGCCAUGUGUAAGGGACGUACAUUUGCAGAGAAGGAGAUUAUCUCUUUGGGUUCGGCUGUCGUGAGUCUUUGGGAUAUUGCCCCGGCUGAUGGAAGCUGGAAGUUACCUGCAAUGAUUCCUGGAACUGGGGUCAAGAAGCCAAUCAACGACAUACGUGUUGUUAUUAAGCGAAGAGUGCUAUGA